Bufo bufo (common toad) is the source of this 2957-nucleotide messenger RNA. RefSeq names its product SEC23 homolog B, COPII coat complex component (gene SEC23B). Gene Ontology annotation, biological process: endoplasmic reticulum to Golgi vesicle-mediated transport; intracellular protein transport; COPII-coated vesicle budding. The transcript has 20 exons. The record is from RefSeq and is a predicted model, not a curated record. Gene Ontology annotation, molecular function: zinc ion binding; GTPase activator activity. NCBI's taxonomy places the organism in Eukaryota, Metazoa, Chordata, Amphibia, Anura, Bufonidae. Bases 146 to 2449 code for a protein of 767 amino acids. Gene Ontology annotation, cellular component: endoplasmic reticulum exit site; COPII vesicle coat.
AGAACGUCCCUUUCGACCGACGUCACUUCUUGGUCUUGGUCUAACCGGCCUAUUGCUGAGCUGUACUUCUGGCCGGAACCUACACCCGGAUUCCGAAACCGUGCCGACACCGGAGUGAAUGAGAUAGCGGAGCAUUACUGUUUCUAUGGCAACCUACUUGGAAUUUAUUCAGCAGAACGAAGAGCGAGAUGGGGUGCGUUUCAGCUGGAACGUUUGGCCAUCGAGCCGGCUGGAAGCUACGCGGAUGGUUGUGCCCCUAGGAUGCCUUUUCACCCCACUUAAAGAACGGUCGGACUUGCCACCCGUGCAGUAUGAACCGGUCCUCUGCACAAGGCCAACCUGCAAAGCGGUCCUUAAUCCACUUUGCCAAGUUGACUACAGAGCUAAGCUUUGGGCUUGUAACUUUUGUUUCCAACGUAACCAGUUCCCUCCUACGUAUGCAGGAAUAUCCGAAGUGAAUCAGCCUGCGGAGCUGAUGCCGCAGUUCUCUACCAUCGAAUAUAUUGUCCAGCGAGGACCACCAACUCCUCUGAUAUUCCUGUAUGUGGUCGAUACCUGCCUGGAGGAAGAAGACUUGCAAGCUCUCAAGGAAUCGCUGCAGAUGUCACUUAGUCUUUUGCCUCCAGAUGCCCUGGUGGGACUAAUUACUUUUGGGAGAAUGGUUCAAGUGCAUGAACUCAACUGUGAUGGGAUCUCAAAAAGCUAUGUCUUCCGAGGAACCAAAGAUCUUACAGCUAAGCAAAUACAGGAUAUGUUAGGUCUUGUAAAACCUGCAGCUGCAGCACAACAGGGGAGACCCCAACAGCCCCAUGAGCCGCCUUUCUUGUCAAGCAGGUUUUUGCAGCCUGUUCACAAGAUCGACAUGAAUUUAACAGAUCUACUUGGGGAAUUACAACGUGACCCAUGGCCUGUAACUCAGGGGAAAAGACCACUGAGAUCCACCGGGGUGGCCCUGUCCAUUGCUGUUGGUUUGUUAGAGGGAACACUUCCAAACACUGGUGCCAGAAUCAUGCUGUUUACUGGAGGGCCACCAUCACAAGGACCAGGGAUGGUUGUCGGAGAUGAACUGAAAACACCAAUUCGUUCCUGGCACGACAUUGAUAAAGAUAAUGCACGUUUUAUGAAGAAGGCUACUAAGCACUAUGAAGGACUGGCUAACCGCUCCGCAGCCAACGGUCACUGCAUUGACAUUUAUGCUUGUGCACUGGACCAGACGGGUCUCCUGGAGAUGAAGUGCUGCUCCAACCUCACCGGGGGUCAGAUUGUCAUUGGAGAUUCUUUCAAUACUUCUCUGUUUAAGCAGACAUUUCAGCGAGUGUUCAGUAAAGAUGCAAAUGGAGCCUUCAAAAUGGCCUUUGGUGCCAACCUCGAAGUUAAGACUUCCCGAGAGCUGAAAAUUUCAGGUGCGAUUGGACCCUGCGUUUCCUUGAAUGUGAAAAGUCCAUGCAUUUCAGAAAAUGAACUUGGAGUCGGUGGGACGUGUCAGUGGAAAAUAUGCGGGCUGGAUCCAUCUACAACUCUAUCCUUUUACUUUGAAGUGGUGAACCAGCACAAUGCGCCCAUUCCUCAGGGAGGCCGUGGGGCUAUUCAGUUUGUCACUCAAUACCAGCAUUCCAGCACACAGAAACGUAUCCGAGUCACCACAAUCGCCAGGAACUGGGCAGAUGCUCAGACACAGCUGCAGCACAUUGAGGCAGCCUUCGAUCAGGAAGCAGCAGCGGUGCUGAUGGCGCGUCUUGGGGUCUACAGGGCCGAGACAGAAGAGGGACCAGAUGUUCUGCGUUGGUUAGACAGACAGCUCAUCAGGCUUUGCCAGAAGUUUGGGCAGUACAACAAGGAUGACCCCACCUCCUUCAGACUUUCAGACGCCUUUUCUCUUUACCCUCAGUUCAUGUUCCACUUGAGAAGAUCUCCUUUCCUGCAAGUGUUCAAUAACAGUCCAGAUGAGUCGUCGUACUAUCGGCAUCACUUCGCCAGACAAGACCUGACCCAGUCUCUGAUCAUGAUCCAGCCCAUCCUCUACUCCUACUCUUUCUAUGGUCCUCCAGAGCCUGUCUUAUUGGACAGCAGUAGCAUUUUAGCGGACAGGAUUCUGCUUAUGGACACCUUCUUCCAAAUUGUCAUCUACCUUGGAGAGACUAUUGCUCAGUGGAGAAAAGCUGGUUACCAGGAGAUGCCAGAAUAUGAGAACUUCAAGCAUCUACUUCAGGCACCACUAGAUGACGCUCAGGAAAUCUUACAAAGCAGAUUUCCAAUGCCACGCUACAUCAAUACAGAACAUGGAGGCAGCCAAGCUAGAUUCCUGCUCUCCAAAGUCAAUCCCUCACAGACGCACAACAAUAUCUACAGCUAUGGGCAGGACGGUGGAUCCCCAAUUCUGACAGAUGAUGUCAGUCUACAAGUUUUUAUGGAUCAUUUGAAAAAGCUUGCUGUUUCUACCGCCUCAUAGUGCAAAAAAACUGUCAACAGAAAAAUUUCAAAUACAUGCAGUGGAAGAUGACGCCAUUUUUAGCCGAAAACACAUUCCCCCCCUGUAGUCAAAGGAGCUAAUCAGAGUUUUACCAGAAGCUGAAUACGAUGUGGUUAACAUUUUUGAAUGUGGUCCUAUCUUAGAUUUAAUUUAUUUUUGUUUUACAAGUAGAAUUACUUCCAUAUGUUAACAUGAUUGUGUAUAUAUUCCGGAUGCCUUGUCAAUUCUCCCCCACCGUCGCCUUCUGUUUAUUUAGUACAUGCGACUCCAUAGUAAAUUUUUCUGCCAAAACGAGUGUUUCUUCUUAAUAUUUGGAACCUUUUUUGCAUAAUGAGCAAACAAAACACCAUAUGGCAGAUUUCUAUAUUUAUAGUCUAUCCUGAUAUGUUUUCAUCCUUGGUUUACAGUGAUAACCAUGACCAUAGUAGAAAACGUUGUAUCGUAUUAACCAUAUACAUGUCACUAUUAAAUAAAAACAGAGAAAAUA